This is a messenger RNA of Cylindrotheca closterium, 1833 nucleotides long. NCBI's taxonomy places the organism in Eukaryota, Bacillariophyta, Bacillariophyceae, Bacillariales, Bacillariaceae. The record is from the annotation of a GenBank genome assembly.
AUGGCACCUCCAAGUAGUCCAUUGGUCCUUUCACGGCCACCGCGUGCACCCAAUGCAGUUUCCCUUUCCAUCCAUGUCGACCAUGUUGAAAAAAGUGGAAUCCCUCGUGGACCAUCUUCCUGCCGGAGCACCCAUUUCUUGGAUGGAUUCAACGUUGACGACUGUUUGGACGUUCGCACCAUCCCGGAUCCUCCAACACCGCAACCAAGAAAGCGCCGAUUGAGUAUUCCAGUCAAUUUGCGAUCAUUGGAAGAUGUGACCAACAAUCCCAGUGCCAACAAAAGUUCCAAGCGAGAUGAUGGCGAGAAGAAGCGCAAAGCCCGCAAGAGUUUGUGUCAUGUUCCGUCACCUAUCGUUGUACAGCAAAAUCCUGUGAUUCCACCUUUGGUGCCACAUCGUUUGGAAGAAGGUCAACCUGAGUCUUCUGAAGCCGACGCACAAGAGAUGGUGAAUCAUCAUCAUCAUCAACCACCCACCUCUGCCAAGACUUCCAUUUGUUUCGAUGACGACGAGAAUGAGGACAAUGAUGGCACUGUCCAUCGACGCAUCUCCAGUUCCAGAAAUGGCUCUCGUCGUCGUAAGAAGCGCCAAAGCAUGAUAAUUCCAUCCGAGCUUAUAAUUCCUCCCCAGCCGUUGGACACUGCUCAAGCGGUGUUGCCAAAGGUUUCCCCUCCAUCUUCCGCCACAAUGAAGAAGAAAUUUGAAGGAUCUUUACAAGACAUGAAGAAUUUGCAAGCCCUGGUGCGGGGAUAUUGUGAUUUGCCUGUGGAAGACCGCGACAUUUCGGAUCAAGCACGAACCAUUCUCGAAUCUACUGGCUAUCCUCUGCACAAUAACGUCAAUCGUCCUGCUUCUCCUAUAAGCGACAAUGACAAGCCGAUUCGAAACCUUCGCCGUUCCAUUUUGCGCAAGAUUGCACCGGUCAUUCAAGACAUGGACAAGCGCAAGAUUCACGACACGAAAAUGCUCGAGGAUGCUACUGGAUGCCGGGUCGAGAAGGGGACUCGAUCUGGCAAGUACCGCUAUUAUUCGUUGGAAACCAGUAACAAAGUCCCACCGGCCGAAUACAAGGACCGAUACAUGGCCUUUAUCGAAAAUGGUGCUGGUAAUAGAGCGGCACAGGCCGAGGCUUGGAAGGAGAAGCUGAUUGAAAAUCAAGACGAAGAAGAAGUCGUCAUGGAAGAACAAGAGGAGGCGAUGAUCUCUACUGAAGUUGUAGAUCCAGACGCGAGUCGACAGUUAAAGACUGAGACUAAGUUGAGAGAAGAGAUCGCAAUGGAAGAGCCCGUCUCGCCUUUGUCUGACACUAGUGAAUCGAAGGUGCUGCAAGUCGAAUCGCCUCAGUUGGAUCUACAAGCUCAAGAAGAAAGUUCAAGAGCGGAGGCCCCCGUUGAAGAACAUGACAAGGAGUCAGAUCAUCAACAACAGCAAGAAGAAGGAGACGAAGACGACAAGAUGGAGUUGUGCAACAUGAGCGCAAGUCUGGAUAUGGGGGACAUUGAUGCUUUGCCGGUUGACUUGGAUGGGGGUUCCGAGACAGAAGCACAAGAAAAGAAGGAAGCUAAAGCUAAUGAGGCGCGUGUUGAUCCACAGAAUCAAGAGGAGGAAACACACGCUUCUCAAGAAAAUCAAUUACAGGUCGAAGAAAGGAACUCGCCACCAGUGGUUGCUCUCCCUUCUCGAGAACGUGGUCAAUCGAAUGACCCUGAGAUUGCCCGAGCCGAAAAGAGAUUAUGGAAACGCAUUGAUGAUGCUUUGCAUGACUAUUCCGAAGAGGUCAUGAAAAUUUUGCAAAAAAGAAAACGCCAAAAAACUAUGAAACAUGAAAAAUAG